AUGGUUCAGGGCAGCCCGGGCUCAAUCCUGGUCCAACAAGACGAGGAUUGUUUCUCUAAGGUUUCUCUCGCAUCCCAAAGUCCUGCGCGCUGUCAAAUCCCGGCUGGCGUCAAACUGGUGCGCUCCUCCAAACGGCCACAUCAGCUCUACCUGAUCACACCUGGACUCCGGUUCCUCCACAGUGACAGCUCAGCAGCCAUGUCACCGGGCGCUAGGGGUCGCUGCCUGCGCUGCUCAGAGGAGGAGAGCCAACAUGGCGGCUUCAGUGGCGCUGCUGUUCUUCUGUUUCACUCCGCUGGUUUUGCUGCGCUUCAGCUGCUGUCUGAGACAUGUUACAAAGACAGCAGACCGCAGUCUGUGAGAACUCAGGCCCGACCACAUGAGUACAUGAAGGUGUCAGAUCUUCCUUUAUCCUGGGACUGGAGGAACAUCGAUGGAAAGAAUUAUGUGAGCGUCACACGGAACCAACACAUCCCACAGUACUGUGGGUCCUGCUGGGCCAUGGGAGCCACCAGUGCGCUCGCUGACCGUAUCAACAUAAAGCGUAGAGGCGCAUGGCCAUCAGCCUACCUGUCAGUCCAGAAUGUCAUCGACUGUGGGAGGGCAGGCUUUUGUUUUGGAGGAGAUCACCUGAAAGUCUAUGCCUACGCACACGAGAGAGGCAUUCCUGAUGAAACCUGCAACAACUACCAAGCUAAAAACCAAAAGUGCGAGCUGUUUAACCAGUGUGGCACCUGCUCCUUCUUUCAUUCGUGUGUGGUUGUUAAAAACUACACAGUGUGGAAAGUGGGUGACUACGGAGAAGUUUCUGGAAGAGACCAGAUGAAAGCUGAAAUUUACACCAGUGGGCCCAUCAGCUGUGCCCUGAUGGCCACAGCAGGCCUGGAGCAGUACUCAGGAGGAAUCUUCUCGGAGUUUCACCCCAUCUCUCUGCCCAAUCACAUUGUGUCUGUGGCUGGUUGGGGUGUCACCCAGGAUGGGACUGAAUACUGGAUUGUCAGGAACUCCUGGGGAGAGUUUUGGGGAGAACAUGGAUGGGCACGAAUAGUCACCAGUUCCUAUAAAGAAGGAAAAGGCACUUGGUUUAAUCUGGGUAUUGAGAAAAACUGUGCAUAUGGGGAUCCUAUUGUAAAUGCCUAAUUAAAAGAGUUUGAA
Molecule: messenger RNA, 1155 nt
Organism: Thalassophryne amazonica
Lineage: Eukaryota; Metazoa; Chordata; Actinopteri; Batrachoidiformes; Batrachoididae
Product: cathepsin Z
Exons: 7
Coding region: 1-1140 (379 amino acids)
Cellular component (GO): lysosome
Molecular function (GO): cysteine-type endopeptidase activity
Source: RefSeq, a predicted model, not a curated record